GUGUACAUCCCGGGCACGUUCGCGCGCGACGGCGAAAUCGCGCCAGAUUAUCAGAGCCUGCUUCGCGUCGUCCCUGCAUCCGCGUUCCUGGCCAAUUUCGCAUCCGACCGAUCCCACAUGUUGGCGCCGGGGCAUGACGAGUCCGACGGACAUAACAGCGUCCUAGCGCCGACGAACGUGGCCGACGCACGGGACGGGGAAACGACGAUAGUAGACGGCGGCGAGACCGGUCCAGCGGGAGACGCGCCGCACGUCGCGGCUAGACGGGCGUAUCUGAAACCGCCGCCGGCUUAUCCGCCGCUCGCGGGACGCGGCGCGAGGGAGCGGGGCGUCGCGCAUAACCUCAUGUCGCAUUUCGUGCGCAUGACCGAGGAGGAAGAUCGGGAUGGGGAUGGGGAUGGGGAUGGGGAUGGGGAUGGGGAGGAGGGGUAUGGGAGGGUGAUGAGCGUGGCGGAGUUCGCGGGGUGGUGCGCGGGGGAAGGCGACCCGCCGUAGACUAAAUAUCGUUGUUGGUUUUGCUACGAUGGUUCCACGCGAUUGGAGACGUAAACGCUGCAUUGCCCCGAUAUAGCAACGCGGUGUGGGCUCGGUGUCUGUAGUGGGCACGGCUUCUUCCCUGGUUCCGUCGAACGAUGGUGAAUAACGCGGAUGCAAUUCGCCAUUAUGCGGUGCCUUCAUGGAUAGGACAGAUUAGAGAAGACGGAUAAGUGUACAGCUGCGUCGAUCACGGUGGACGUGAUCACCACUUGGAUCGGUCUCCGAAAUAUCGUUCGCGGGCUUGGCGGGAUAGGACGUGGACGGCAAAAUCGCCCGCGUCGAGCAUCGCCCAGCCGUCGGUCCGUUGCAUACUUUUCCGAGACUUGAACGAGGUGGGCGGGAGCGCCACCGGCGGGUCGAGCCUCUUCAGCGUAGCCCUGACGAGCAUCAUCACGUUCUCGAUCGCCCCGCGCUUCUCCGUGCCCUCCUUCACCUGCGCGAGGACGAGCCAGCUCCAGAUCCCGGCGUCCUCGAACAGCGCGCCACCGUCGCUCAUCGCCGUCCCGUUCAGCACCACACCCUCGCCGCUGAUCGUGCCCCCCCGCCGCCGCUUCGCGCCCCGCGGCGGCGUCGGCGGGAGCGGGUGCGCCGGUGUCGGGGGCGGCUUCGUCACGAGCAGCGUGCCGGGCUCGAGCAACGGCGAGCUGGAGAGGACGACGUGCAGAGGUUGAAUCGGGGACGUUGGAGGCAGGGAGUCAGGUAAGGGAGGCAGGGGAAGCGAGCGGGGCGAGGUGAGCGAGUUGGGGAGGUGCGGUGCGCCCGGGCGGUGGGAGUGCGAGUGGUCGUCGACGAACCAUGGGUGCGGAGGAGGCGCUGUCGAGAGAUGUGCGGUCGUAUGGCGUGACGGAGUCGCCGCCGUCCGUCGAGCAGAGGCCCGCGCUGUCGAUAUACCUGCCCUGAACAUAUUUCGAGCGAGCAAGUACUUAGUACUUGGCGCGUAAUGGGCUUAGUUCAGAAUAAGCGCCCGGGAAGAGGGUCGAAAAAUCAUGUGCGGGCACAGGGCGCUUGUUUUCUGCACCGUGCACGGCUCUCUGACGCUUUCGCUCGGCGCGCUGCCACCAGACGGCUUUGCUGCUGGCACAUCCUCCUUCCCCAGGUCGUCUUUGAGCUGCGAGGAACGCCCUGGAAAGACGGCAGAGGAUCCUGACCCUCCUGUCGCCAUGGCCGGUCUACGCGCGAGCAUCAUCAUCUGCCUGACCUCCUUCCUCCUCGGUGUCCUGUUCACGAACUGGAUCGCGGACUCGCUCACGCUCUGGAAGAACCCCGUCACGGACGAGGCGCUUUGGACCUCCGCGCGCUACUACUCCAUCCUCGCCAGCCUGCCCGCCAACAUGGCCUGGGCGCUCGCCGCCGUCGUCGGCCUCGGUGGUCUCGCGCUUGCGUCCAGCAUGGCCCGCGGCCAAGCGGGCAACCUCAUGUUCGACGGCGGUAGCAUCUUUUUGUUCGUGUCGGCGCUGGCGGUGCAGCUCCGGACGGUGGUGCCGACGAUCAGGGAGCGCUUCACGCGGCCGAACGUGCUCGACCUCGUUCCGGAGCGGACGGGCAACGUCAAGCACCCCUUCCCCGUCACGCUGCGCUCGCCCCUGCUCGACGUCGCGUCCGCGAACGUGAUCUGCAGCGUCGCCCUCACCGGCGUCCUCGUCUUCCAGGCCGCCCGCUGGUGGGCCGAGGAGAAGGACACCGACGGCGACGGAGACGACGACAACGAUGACGACGAGCACGUCGAAAACGCCGCCUCCUCCGCGCCCGCGACCGCCCCGCAAUCCGACGCCUCGCCUCGCCUCGAAAAACUACCUUCAAAGGUCGCGGCUAGGCCUGGGGCGGGCGGAAAGAAGAAAAGGUUGCCCGUCCAGCCAAAAGCCGCGUUAUAGCCAGAAAGAAAAAAAAGAAGAAAAAUUCAAACCCUAAACUCGUUUCCUCUCUCUCUGCUGCUCGCGGAUUUUUUGGACGCAUAUGUACUGUAAUCACUCACAUCGCACGCACUGUCUGUCUCCUUUGAAGGAG
Messenger RNA from Punctularia strigosozonata HHB-11173 SS5, 2541 nucleotides. RefSeq lists its product as uncharacterized. The coding region runs from base 1698 to 2408 and encodes 236 amino acids. The transcript has 8 exons. Lineage: Eukaryota; Fungi; Basidiomycota; Agaricomycetes; Corticiales; Punctulariaceae. Gene Ontology annotation, cellular component: endoplasmic reticulum membrane. Gene Ontology annotation, biological process: endoplasmic reticulum to Golgi vesicle-mediated transport. The record is from RefSeq and is a predicted model, not a curated record.